This is a messenger RNA of Ceratina calcarata, 752 nucleotides long. RefSeq names its product ribosomal protein S9 (gene RpS9). Gene Ontology annotation, molecular function: structural constituent of ribosome; rRNA binding. Gene Ontology annotation, cellular component: cytosolic small ribosomal subunit. NCBI's taxonomy places the organism in Eukaryota, Metazoa, Arthropoda, Insecta, Hymenoptera, Apidae. The coding region runs from base 113 to 694 and encodes 193 amino acids. The record is from RefSeq and is a predicted model, not a curated record. The transcript has 4 exons. Gene Ontology annotation, biological process: translation; ribosomal small subunit biogenesis.
CUGCGUUCGCUAGAAUUGCGAGAUCCGCUUCGAUCUCGGCCAUUUCCACUUCGUUCGGAACGUGGUGUAGUCGUUAUUCUUGCAGAGCUGUGUAAGAUAACGGCUGUACAAGAUGGUGAACGGAAGGAUACCGUCAGUUUUCUCGAAAACCUACGUUACUCCAAGGAGGCCUUAUGAAAAGGCUCGCUUGGAUCAAGAAUUACGAAUUAUCGGUGAAUACGGUCUUCGUAAUAAACGCGAAGUCUGGAGAGUCAAGUACACUUUGGCAAAUAUACGUAAAGCCGCUCGUGAGCUGUUGACUUUGGAAGAGAAGGAUCCUAAGCGUUUAUUCGAAGGAAAUGCUCUUUUACGUCGACUGGUGAGAAUUGGAGUGUUAGAUGAGAGUCGCAUGAAACUCGAUUACGUUCUCGGUUUGAAAAUUGAAGAUUUCUUGGAAAGGAGACUUCAGACUCAAGUAUUCAAACUGGGACUUGCCAAAUCUAUCCAUCAUGCACGCGUACUUAUUCGUCAGAGACACAUUAGAGUGCGCAAACAAGUGGUGAAUAUUCCAUCUUUCAUUGUAAGAUUGGAUUCGCAGAAGCACAUUGACUUCUCUGUGAAAUCGCCAUUCGGCGGUGGCAGACCUGGCCGUGUUAAGAGGAAGAACCUCCGCAAGGGCAGUGGAGGAGCUGCUCCAGAGGAAGAAGAAGAUUAAAUCAUUUUCUUUAAUAUUUUUAUCUAAUAAAGAUAUGUGAUUCUUAUGUUCAAACUGA